AGAGCAUAUUUUAUUCUGAACUUAUACGCCAGAAGAGUACGAAGUGCCAUGCCGGACCCUCGUCUCCGUUAUCAUCGAGGGCUUGGACGAUGCCUACUUGACGUCCAGUGCUCUGCAGUUUAAACUCCUUAGCCUGAUAAUGGUAUUACCUUUAACAUAGAUCAUAAUCAUGCCACCAUAAUAUCUGCGCACUCUCCUGUACAAUGAGUUUGGGUCAGCUACUUUAAACAACAGUAAACUGUCCAUUACAUUUUUCUCUUCGAUGAGAAUUUUGAGGUACCUAUGUAUGCUUCGCAGUUUCUUUGUCAGCUUUACCGACUCUUCAUGGAGAUAUCGACUGUACGUACAUGUAUGCCUUUAAAGUGGUAUGUAACCUUAGCCUAUUUAGAACUUGAUGUUCUGCUUGAACCUAAAUGCUUAACAUAGAUAUUAUAGGUAAAGUUCCUGUCCCUUAGGUACAUGAAAUACCUUAUUACUUGUUAAUUGUUUAAAGUCAUUAUGUUGAUUAAUAAAAACCUUUCAUAAAGAAUGAAUUACAAAUUACAUUGAUGUCCUAUUGAUGUGGUUGAUCAUUCAUCCGCGCAUAUAACUAACACCCUCUAUCAAUCAGCAAAUGCCAAGAAUAUACUUGAGUGUAAGUAGAUAUGCUCAAGUUAGGAGGAGUGACUCCUCGAUGCGGGCGCCGUCGCCGGUAGUUGUUUGCGAACGCAGAAUAAUAAUGAACUUACAGCACGCGCACACAGCCCUUUUACGAGUAUUACGUUAUUUGCACACUUGGUCGGCGAGAAUAACAUACGACAAGUUGACGACUUGCUGUGCAGGCUAGUUAGAUAAACUUAUAUUAAGAAAUUGUGCGUCGCAGUAAGGGCAAGAAAUAGGUACCUCACACCGUUAGCAAUUUCGCGCGCCCUAGUGUGGUGCACAUGUUCGGACAGCGGUGAAUCACUACUGAAAAAAAAAACUGAGGGACGGCGGAGAACGCGGGUGACGCAGCGGCCCCGAGGCGCGAGUCAUUGAUCCCGAUACAGUCCCGGACAGCCGACGCCAUGUCGGAGCGCGCGCACUCGGCCGAGCCGCUCCUCCCGCCGCUCGCGCUCGCCGCGUACGUCGCGUGCGUCGCCGGCGCUGCCGCUCUCGCCAACUGCUCGGUGCUCGCUGCGCUCUUCAAAACCUCGCGGACUGGUUUGCUUACCAUCAUUCUACAAUUGGCUAUAGCUGACUUUAUACUCGGAGCAUCAAUAGGACCUGAGCUAUGGUCUUACAAUAGCAGAUCAUGGGACUUCGGUUACCAUGGCUGUGUUGCCUAUCGAGGACUGAACGUGUUUGCAUCGACGGCAGCAUCCUAUCUAGUAGCAACUAUUGCUCUACAUUCGCUGGCCACCAUAAACAUUGAAGAAAAGGCAAUUGCAAAACGAAUGAAACGAAACGCACAGGAUGAAGAUGAAGAAAUAAGGUGUUCACGCCAUAGUUUGGUGACAAGCAGUGACUCUUCAACUCCACCAAGAACUAUGAACCUAGAUUACAGACUCUCUGAUCGUAGAAUCUCAGUAACUCAACCAUCAGUAUUUGUUUGGGUACUGGCUAUUUCAUUAAGCGUUCCAGAAUUUGUAUUGGCCACUACAGUGCACCUAGAAAGGGAUGCUGUGCUAUGCACCAUAGUCGACACCAGUCAACGUCUGCAUAUGUACUCGAUGUUAGCUAUGUUUAAUAUUUUUUUACCCCUAAUCAUUAUGGGUACUGCUGCUGUUCUAGUCAUCAUUAAAUUAAAGAAUGAAAAAAUAAUGUCUCGAAUUGAAUACUUUGAAUCUAUUGCAGCUCUUAAGUUAUCUUUGUGGCUUAUUGUCGUUUACAUGGUAUUGUGUAGUCCUCGGUCGAUUGUCACUGCUUUCAAUAUAUACACGAAAUCAUUGCAAGGUAACGAGACAUCCUUGGCUCAUACUGCAGACAUGACAUCUGUAAACGUAGCAGCCAGCAGUACGUACAUACUCGCCACAUUAGUCCGUCCAUUGCUCAGCAUAGUGCUACUGCCGCGUGUCAGGAAGUCGUUUUCUUUCGGAUCCUAUACGAGUGCAGAUAAUGUGUGAUUAUGAAAACGUUUCUCAAGUUGCAAACUCUACUGAGGUGAUAUAUUAUUCACGGUGUAGUGUACGCAGCAUUUAAACAAGGUUGAAUUUGAAAGUUUGUGAAAUGUAGUGGUAUUAAAGGAAACCAAGGAUUAACAUAACAAACGCUAUGUUGCAUAUGCUUAGUGCGAGUAAAAAGGACUUAGUUGUAUAAGUGCCAUUGAGUAAAAAAACUACUUAGAUCUAAGAACGAACCUUUAUAAACCUACCUACUUUACCAAAGUUCACCCUUAGUGCCUGACCUUACGCCUACAUAUCAAAUGUUACCCUAUAAGAUCCACAGGAUACCUAUGUCUAAAUCAGGAACACUGUUUUUGUAAAAUACUUUUUAUUUUGUAAUAAUCAAUGCUAUUAUUAAAUUCUGCUUGAUAAGGCUUGAUUACAGAAAGGAGAAUAUUUCGAUUUUAAAAUAUACUUAUAAUGUAGGCUACUUGUAUUUUUUUUAAAUCUGUCUAUUUUAUACCGAUUUUCAAUAAAAAUCAUAAAAAUAAA
Messenger RNA from Helicoverpa zea (corn earworm), 2615 nucleotides. RefSeq lists its product as uncharacterized. Gene Ontology annotation, biological process: neuropeptide signaling pathway. The transcript has 2 exons. Gene Ontology annotation, molecular function: G protein-coupled receptor activity; neuropeptide binding. The record is from RefSeq and is a predicted model, not a curated record. Gene Ontology annotation, cellular component: membrane; neuron projection. Lineage: Eukaryota; Metazoa; Arthropoda; Insecta; Lepidoptera; Noctuidae. Bases 1047 to 2084 code for a protein of 345 amino acids.